CGCGAAGCCGGGGCGUUUGAGCCUGCGGGCGGACCGUACCGCCGGCCGGAAGCGCGGUGCGCGAGCGGCCGUGAGGUCUGGUGGCGGCCGCGGUGGCCGGGGAGGCCGCGCGACGCCGUCUGUCUGUCUCCUUCUGACAGCCCCCAGCGCGAAGGGCGUCGCCAUGUCGUCGGUGAGCCCCAUACAGAUCCCCAGCCGCCUCCCGCUGCUGCUCACCCACGAGGGCGUGCUGCUGCCCGGCUCCACCAUGCGCACCAGCGUGGACUCGGCCCGCAACCUUCAGCUGGUGCGGAGCCGCCUGCUCAAGGGCACGUCGCUGCAGAGCACCAUCCUGGGCGUCAUCCCCAACACGCCCGACCCGGCCAGCGACGCUCAGGACCUGCCGCCGCUGCACAGGAUUGGAACAGCUGCUCUGGCAGUUCAGGUUGUGGGCAGUAACUGGCCCAAACCCCACUACACUUUGCUGAUCACAGGCCUGUGCCGUUUCCAGAUUGUACAGGUCUUAAAAGAGAAGCCAUAUCCCAUUGCUGAAGUGGAACAGCUGGACCGGCUUGAAGAAUUUCCCAGCACCUGCAAAACUAGGGAGGAGCUGGGAGAACUGUCAGAGCAGUUUUACAAAUAUGCAGUGCAGUUGGUUGAAAUGUUGGAUAUGUCUGUCCCUGCAGUUGCUAAAUUGAGACGUCUUUUAGAUAGUCUUCCAAGGGAAGCUUUGCCAGACAUUUUGACAUCAAUUAUCCGAACAAGCAACAAAGAGAAGCUCCAGAUUUUAGAUGCUGUGAGCCUGGAGGAGCGGUUCAAGAUGACUAUACCCCUGCUUGUCAGACAAAUCGAAGGCCUGAAGUUGCUCCAGAAAACCAGAAAACCCAAGCAGGAUGAUGAGAAGCGGGUUAUAGCAAUACGCCCUAUGAGGAGAGUCACACACAUCCCAGGCGCUUUAGAAGAUGAGGAGGAAGAUGAAGAUAACGAUGACAUCGUCAUGCUAGAGAAGAAAAUACGGACAUCCAGCAUGCCAGAGCAGGCUCACAAAGUCUGUGUCAAAGAGCUGAAAAGACUCAAAAAAAUGCCUCAGUCAAUGCCCGAAUAUGCUCUGACUAGAAAUUAUUUGGAACUUAUGGUGGAACUUCCUUGGAACAAAAGCACAACUGACCGCCUGGAUAUUCGGGCAGCCCGGAUUCUUCUGGAUAAUGACCAUUAUGCCAUGGAAAAAUUGAAGAAAAGAGUGCUGGAGUACUUGGCUGUCCGACAGCUGAAGAAUAACCUAAAGGGCCCAAUUCUCUGCUUUGUCGGCCCUCCUGGGGUUGGUAAGACAAGUGUGGGCAGAUCAGUGGCCAAGACGCUGGGUCGUGAGUUCCACAGGAUCGCGCUGGGAGGAGUCUGUGAUCAGUCUGACAUUCGAGGACACAGGCGCACCUACGUUGGCAGUAUGCCUGGUCGGAUAAUCAAUGGUCUGAAGACUGUCGGGGUCAACAACCCAGUGUUCCUGUUAGAUGAGGUUGACAAACUGGGAAAAAGUCUACAAGGCGAUCCUGCCGCAGCUCUGCUUGAGGUGUUAGAUCCUGAGCAAAACCAUAACUUCACAGAUCAUUAUCUAAAUGUGGCCUUUGACCUUUCCCAAGCUCUGUUCAUAGCCACUGCCAACACCACCGCUACCAUACCAGCUGCCUUGCUGGACAGAAUGGAGGUCAUCCAGGUUCCAGGGUAUACCCAAGAGGAAAAGAUAGAGAUUGCCCAUAGGCACCUGAUCCCAAAGCAACUGGAACAACAUGGGCUGACUCCUCAGCAGAUUCAGAUCCCUCAGGUUACGACUCUUGACAUCAUCACCAGGUAUACCAGAGAGGCAGGGGUUCGUUCUCUGGACAGAAAGUUAGGGGCCGUCUGCCGAGCCGUUGCUGUGAAGGUGGCAGAAGGACAACAUAAAGAAGCCAAGUUGGACCGUUCCGACGCGACUGAGGGAGAAGGUUGCAAAGAGCACAUCUUAGAAGAUGCAAAGCCUGACUCUAUCAAUGAUGCCACCGACCUGGCCCUGCCACCUGAAAUGCCAAUUUUGAUUGAUUUCCACGCUCUGAAAGACAUCCUGGGGCCACCGAUGUAUGAGAUGGAGGUAUCUCAGCGUUUGAGUCAACCUGGGGUGGCAAUAGGAUUGGCUUGGACGCCCUUAGGUGGAGAGAUCAUGUUUGUGGAAGCAAGUCGAAUGGACGGAGAAGGCCAGCUGACACUGACUGGCCAGCUGGGGGAUGUCAUGAAGGAGUCUGCCCACCUUGCCAUCAGCUGGCUGCGCAGCAAUGCAAAGAAGUACCAGCUGACUAAUGCUUUUGGAAGUUUUGAUCUUCUUGACAACACAGACAUCCAUCUGCACUUUCCAGCUGGAGCUGUCAUGAAAGAUGGACCAUCUGCUGGAGUUACCAUAGUAACCUGUCUCGCCUCCCUUUUUAGUGGGCGGCUGGUACGUUCAGAUGUAGCCAUGACGGGAGAAAUUACACUGAGAGGCCUUGUUCUUCCAGUGGGUGGAAUUAAAGACAAAGUUUUGGCAGCACACAGAGCAGGGCUGAAGCGGGUCAUCAUUCCUCGGAGAAAUGAGAAAGAUCUGGAGGGGAUCCCCAGCAAUGUACGACAGGAUUUAAGUUUCAUCACAGCAGGCUGCCUGGAUGAAGUUCUCAAUGCAGCUUUUGAUGGUGGCUUUACCGUCAAGACCGGACCUGGUCUCUUAAAUAGCAAACUAUAGGCCCAAACCUCAGCUUUUUAGAAUUUUAAGUUUCAAAGUGCCAAAAGGUACUGACAAGGUGGAUUUUAUCCACACCAGUAGGGUGUGCAGAACGUGCCUGCUUUAUAAACACAAUCGCAGCAGUGCUGAGCCUCACUCAGGCAGUAGCUAGUGUGUUACAGAAAUAUGUUGAUUCAAUAAAUUGAUAAAAAUUGA
Molecule: messenger RNA, 2917 nt
Organism: Nycticebus coucang (slow loris)
Lineage: Eukaryota; Metazoa; Chordata; Mammalia; Primates; Lorisidae
Gene: LONP2
Product: lon peptidase 2, peroxisomal
Exons: 15
Coding region: 164-2722 (852 amino acids)
Biological process (GO): protein targeting to peroxisome; protein quality control for misfolded or incompletely synthesized proteins; protein catabolic process
Cellular component (GO): peroxisomal matrix
Molecular function (GO): ATP binding; ATP hydrolysis activity; ATP-dependent peptidase activity
Source: RefSeq, a predicted model, not a curated record